Messenger RNA from Alternaria postmessia, 2061 nucleotides. RefSeq lists its product as uncharacterized. The record is from RefSeq and is a predicted model, not a curated record. The coding region runs from base 1 to 2061 and encodes 686 amino acids. The transcript has 7 exons. NCBI's taxonomy places the organism in Eukaryota, Fungi, Ascomycota, Dothideomycetes, Pleosporales, Pleosporaceae.
AUGAAACCCCACAAGAAAAGCAUCCGAGACUUCUUCUCUCCCGUACCGACAAAUUCCACAAGUGCUGCUGCUUCGCAAUCGACCCUGCCCCAGAGAAAUGCAAAACAUGCGCCUACCCGUCAGUCUAACCCUCCAAAAUCUUCUGCAGCCCUCCCGGACGCCGUCUCGCACGUCACUCACCCCCCGCUUUCCUCGUCGAAUCCCUCCGUUUCGACUGCGCCUUCCACAACAAGAGCUGCAAGUGCCGAUGCGCCGCCCUUUAACCCCUCUCAGACAUCCGCAAAUUCAGGCACAAGCAGGCGAAUAGAGUCAAAUGGCCAGCAGAUGGUCUUGAAUUCCGACUCGGACGAUGACUCGCUCCCCGACCUGGACUUUGGUAUACCCGUGACAAAAGUCAAGGCCUUGACUACCAUGACCACGACACGUUCAAAACGCACAUCCGAAGAUCAAGUAGAUGGAUUACGCAAGCCCGUUAAGAAGGCGAAAGGCGACAGGAUCAACUUCAGCGCACUAGUACAAACAGCCCAGAAGAACCGGGAAACAGAGCGACAGAUCCUGGAACACAAGACUGCUCUCGAGACACCUCUGGAGAUACCCGUGAAUGCAUCCAUUACAAUAAACGAAGAGACGCUUGGCCAAGUCGUAGAUGAUGAUGAUGAUCCGGAGAAGGCGCACCGCCUCUUCCAGGCUAUGCAGAGAACGAACGCUACGCAGCUAGAAAGCACUUUCCAUUUUUUCAAAGACAACUCAGACUCGAACUCAAUACCAAUGCGGGCCGCAUUUCCCAUCAGAAGCUUACCCAACCAUCGAUGGGUAUCGAACUUUGAAGACUCGUACGCCAGGGAUCAAGCUUUCAUGACCGGCUUCGCUCAACAGAUAUUUCAUCUACAAAAGCUGCCUCCAGAGCUAGCUUCUUGGAUGAUUGAUCAGAUUUCCUCGAGUCGGAAUGAGGCGCUCAAUUACAGGUAUAUCGAAAUCCUGGAGUCUGAAAAACAUAAUAAGCAUCUCUACACGCUUCUUGACUCUACAAGACUAGAAACAUUGUUUAGGGAGAUAGGCGCUGAUAUGGCACAACUCGAAGCGUCAACCGAACUUACGCCAGUCUUUGUACCACGAUCCGAAACCAGAGUCUCGCUUCCGCUGCCUUUAAUCUCUAUCGCCAAGCUGCUUGAGCGAGCAGCACCAUGCUUGCAAUCGGAAACUCGAAGUCGUGCGCUAUACAUACUCAGCCACGUGUGUCUUGAUGAUAGAGUCAUGGCAGAUGCUGCCAUUCUGCACACCAUACAGGACGCUAUGGGAGCUAUUGUAUGCAGCUUUGCUAACAACCACAAGCUGGCCUCCGCUCUCAGCGAUGUCGUCUCUCAACUACUUGCAAAAGUGACGCAUCCUUUGCUCCAAAGAAACUUGAUUCGUUCUUUUCCAACGACAUCGCCGUUGACAGCAUAUUUGCAACGUCAUCUGGCCCUCGCAUUUCUAGUUCACCCGACUCCAGUCGACGUGCCACUUUCGGACCCGAAGGUUUCCGACAUCAUCUACAAGCAUAUGAAGAACUCGCCAAGUUUCCAAGUAAACAAGAAUACGAACUACAGUCAUCUCGCUGCACGGUUGGCUCUUCUUGAUAUCGCUAUUGGGCCCGGUUUAUUGGACGUUCCUUACCAACCCCUAUCAAGUCCAACGACUUCAGAAGCAGGCUCUUCUCCAGUCAGCGCUCCAGUACCUGCGUCAUCUGAGGUGAGAGACUUCAACAACCAGGUGGAUGCACUUGCUCGAGAAUUUCAGCUACUUGGUAAUUCUAUUGUCGAAGCUGGCGCUGUAGUGGAUUUGACCAUCAUGGACACGAAGGAUUCUAUAGAGAGACUACGCGCACGACUUGAGCACGCCGUACGGAUAGGCGGAAAGAAGGCUCACAACGUGUUUGGGAAUGAUGACGAGGAUACACAGCUCAAAGUCAGCAAGUUCUUCACGAAAAGAAUGCAGAACUGCACCCCAGCACCAUUACGUGGCAUCUUCGAUGGAGAGGACGACGUGUUGUCAGACGUCGCGGAUUCCACAAACACUUGA